AUGAGGGUCGAAAUCUCCUAUCUAUCCCUCGAAGGGUACAUCUGCCGUCUUCUUCUCUGGAUUCCUUCGGAGCUGACAGGGGCAGGUAUAACCUUCGUGCGCAAUGACGCCAAGCAAUUCAAAUUCUGCAGAUCAAAAUGCCACAAGAACUUCAAGAUGAAGCGCAACCCAAGGAAGCUGAAGUGGACCAAGGCGUUUCGUAAAUCUGUUGGCAAGGAAAUGACCGUCGACACCACCCUUCAAUUUGCUGCUCGCCGCAACAUCCCUGUUCGCUACGAUCGCAACCUUGUGUCUGCAACGCUCAAGGCUAUGCAACGAGUCUCGGAGAUCCGGGCAAGGAGGGAGAGAGUCUUCUUCAAGAACCGCAUGGCUGGUAAUAAAGAGAGGGUGAGGGCUAGGAACAGGAAGUUGGUGGCUGAGAACGAACAUCUAUUGCCACGGCAAAGAGCAAGCGAGACAAUGGCUGCAGAGAUGGAAGAGCCGUUGGAAGUCGAGGCGAUGGAGGUUCCGGUGCAAAAGGUGAAAGAGAAGAAGAAGGUGAAGCAGAGGAUGAAGGUUGGGGGUGGCAUGGAGGACAAUAUGGAUGUAGACUGA
This is a messenger RNA of Letharia columbiana, 594 nucleotides long. RefSeq lists its product as uncharacterized. Gene Ontology annotation, biological process: ribosomal large subunit biogenesis. Gene Ontology annotation, cellular component: nucleolus. NCBI's taxonomy places the organism in Eukaryota, Fungi, Ascomycota, Lecanoromycetes, Lecanorales, Parmeliaceae. The record is from RefSeq and is a predicted model, not a curated record. The coding region runs from base 1 to 594 and encodes 197 amino acids. The transcript has 6 exons.